This is a messenger RNA of Helianthus annuus (common sunflower), 2322 nucleotides long. Its product is annotated as exocyst complex component EXO70B1. NCBI's taxonomy places the organism in Eukaryota, Viridiplantae, Streptophyta, Magnoliopsida, Asterales, Asteraceae. The transcript has a single exon. The record is from RefSeq and is a predicted model, not a curated record. The coding region runs from base 224 to 2107 and encodes 627 amino acids. Gene Ontology annotation, cellular component: exocyst. Gene Ontology annotation, biological process: exocytosis. Gene Ontology annotation, molecular function: phosphatidylinositol-4,5-bisphosphate binding.
UAUUUGGUCUGCUUCCUCCUUCCUUCCUUCUUUCCUUCCCUACACCGCCGCCUCAUCAUCACCAGCCCCCACAUCAAAUCCUUCACUGUUCAUAAACCGCGUUUCCCCUUAAUCUCCACAUCUACAAAAACAAAUCUCAAUUUAACCAUAUCAUCACACACACACACACAUCUUCCGCAUUUCAUGCCCUAAAUAUCUCCAAACCACCACAUCCACCACAAUCAUGUCUGAAAACCCUGAAGAAAAGCUCAUCGCCGUCGCCCGUCACAUCGCCAAAACCCUAGGUCACACCGACAACGCCCUCACCGACGACAUACUUCAAAUCUUCUCCAAUUUCGAUAACAGGUUCAGAGAAAAACUCACCGGAACUCUUUCCGUCACCGAAACACUUGACCAGACGCUAAAAACCAUAGACCGUAGAGUUUCUCGUUACUUAACCGUUGACGAACCUAUCUGGUCAAACUCCGGCGACGCCUCGUUGUUUCUCGCCGUUGUUGAUGACUUGAUUGCAGUGAUUCGUGAAGGUUCUGUAACAGCUGAUGAUUCGGCGGUUAUUGUUCUCGAUCGAGCUGAGGAUUUGCUUCAACAGUGUAUGUUUCGGCUUGAAGAGGAGUUUAAGCGGUUGAUUCAACGCGGCGGCGUUGAAUUUGAAUUUUCCGAUGAUGUCGCCGGGGGAGACAACGGCGGUUGUGCAGAUUCAGAUUCCGAUGAAGAUAACAGAUUCGAUGACGGAUUUGAUGACAGAUCUGAUGAGUUUAACGUUCCGGUAGCGCAUCCGGUAACGGAUUACAACGUCACGAUCGACUCACUUCCGUCAAGUACGAUUAACGAUCUGCACCAGAUCUCACAACGGAUGGUGACGGCUGGUUACGGUAAGGAGUGUUCGUUAGCGUACAGUAACUGCCGGAGAGAUUUUAUAGAAGAAAGUCUAUCGAGGUUAGGGUUUCUAGGGUUACAAAAUGUUAGUAAACCGUUAGUAGAUGAUGAUAACGAUAUUGAGAUUGAGAAAUGGAUUAAAGCGGUUAAUAUGGCGGUUAGAGUGAUUUACCCUAGCGAACAACGGUUAUGUGAUCGAGUGUUUGGUUGCUCCACUUCGGCUGCUGCGGCUGCAGCCGAUCUGUCGUUUAUGGAUACAUGUAGGGUUUCGGUUAUGGAGCUUUUGAAUUUUGCUAAUGGGAUUGCGAUGGGGAGUAGAGCGCCGGAGAGGUUGUUUAAGAUACUCGACGUGUAUGAAGCGGUGAAGGCGUUGUUGCCGGAGUUUGAGGUGUUGUUUUCCGGUCAUUACUGUUUGUUUUUGAAAAAUGAAGCGGUUGGAGUUUGGAAGAGAUUAGGUGAAUCGAUUAGAGGCAUUUUUGUUGAGUUAGAAAACUUAAUCCAGCGUGAUCCGGUUAAAGCCGCAGUCCCUGGAGGCGGUCUUCAUCCGAUUACUCGUUAUGUCAUGAAUUACCUUCGGGCUGCUUGUUCUCGGCCGACUUUGAAACAAGUGUUUGACGACUAUGUUGAACAAUCGUCAACUUCGAGUUCAUUAUCUGUUCAAAUCGCGUGGAUUAUGGAUGUUUUAGAAAACAAUUUAGAAUCAAAAUCAAAGGCUUAUAGAGACCCUGCGUUAUCGUCUGUGUUCAUGAUGAACAAUGGUAGAUACAUCGUAAAGAAGGUUAAAGACGACGAAUUAGGUUCUCUUCUAGGAGACGACUGGAUCCGAAAACAAACAUCAGGAGUAAGACAGCAUCAUGUAAAUUACCAGAGAAGUUCAUGGCAUAAGAUUCUCAACACGUUGAAGCUCGACAAUAACAAUAGUAGCUCGUCUUCAAAUCUUGCUUCGAAAGCUUUGAAAGAUAAACUCAAGCUCUUCAAUUCGCAGUUUAUCGAGAUUUGCAGAAAUCAAUCCACAUGGGUUAUAUUUGAUGAACAAUUGCGAGACGAAUUGAAGAUUUCUGUAGCUGGAACUUUGCUUCCGGCUUACCGUAACUUUCUUGGGAGGUUUCAUAAUCUUCAAGAUAUUGGGAAGUAUGCAGAUAAACAUGUGAAGUUCACCAUAGAAGACGUUGAGGCUCGAAUUGACGGUUUGUUUCAGGCAACCGCAGUGGCGGGGAAUGGCCGGAAGUGAAUAUGAUCGAUCAAGCGAGUGUUGGGUUGUGUUGUAACAUAUUGGUGUAUGUAAUUUUCUACAAUGUUUUGGUGUUAGAUUAUGGGUUGUGUGUUUAGUAAGUUGUGAUCAUUUGUAUAUAGUUGGUGUUGAUCCAUUUAUGGCUUGCUUGGUUCUUGAGUAAAUUGUAUACACACGAAGUUCAGUAUUAGUUAUUACACUUGUGGGCUUUUUUA